This is a messenger RNA of Coccinella septempunctata (seven-spotted ladybird), 1726 nucleotides long. RefSeq lists its product as uncharacterized. The transcript is spliced from 2 exons. Lineage: Eukaryota; Metazoa; Arthropoda; Insecta; Coleoptera; Coccinellidae. The coding region runs from base 473 to 1141 and encodes 222 amino acids. The record is from RefSeq and is a predicted model, not a curated record.
UGUUGCACUUCUUAUCUGUGUACCUACCAUAUUUCCGAAUUCGAUAAGUUCUGAAGAAAUUAGGACAAAUUCAAUGAAUAGUUCAACUCGAAAAAUCACAGUCAAAUAGGAAGAAAUUUCAUGGGUGUUCAGAGCAGAAAACUGUAAAUUUUGUGUCUGUCAAUAUUGAAUACGUUUUUGUUUUUUUUACCAAGGACUAGAACUGUGAGCAAGGUUAACUGAUUUCAUUGUUUUUCAAUACCAUGAUCAAACACGAGAUUUCAAUUUUAGAAAUUUGUAAUUACCAAAAUUCUUGUAACAGGAAAUGAGAAGGAAAUAAAUAAUAUAUGUCGGGAAAAUCAAAAAGGUUAAAAAUCAGGACUAGAUGCAGCAGUGAUAAGACUGAAGGAAUUGUUUGAUAAGGAAUAUGAAAAAUCAGUGAAAAACAAUAAAAAUACCGAAGAACUGAAAAAAUAUAAAACUUCGUUCAAUAAUGGACCGAACCCCCAAACAAUUUUCAUCAACAACCCAAGUGGAGGAUGCAAAAGAACGUAUUGUAACUGUGACGGAUCUGAAAAAGAUUGCCAAAGAAGAUUUCAAGAUAUGGCUCUUUGAGAUGAGGAUGAGAAAGAGAGAAGCUUUUAAUUAUAAUAUGCCUAUACUUGAAACUUCUGAAAAAGACACAUCGGAAAACGGCACCUUGAAAAAGGACGCUUCGAAAAAGGAUACUUCGAAAAGGGACACUUCGAAAAAGGACGAAGAGGACUCUCAAUUAGUUGUAAUUGAUUUAACUGAAGAACCCGAGGAAGACGAUGAAGACAAGGCAAUUAAUGUUGAGACGGAAAUAGUUGAAGUAGACGAAAUGAAAGAUAAGGAAAUUGGAAUCCCCGGAAGCCAGAUUACCGAAAGGAUAAAAAAGAUAGAUGAGUUUGGGUACAUAGCAGACGAUGCUGAGCCCGUAGAGACUGCAGAUGGUCCCAAAGGGAAGUCAGGGGCCUUCCAGGCAGUUUUGGAGAAGAAGGAAAUUGGAGACGAUGCUGAUAAAAUAGAUCCGAACCAAUUUGGGACAGGAUCUCAUCGUCUUGUUCGAAUUUUGAACUAUUGUAUCAGUUCGAUAUCGAGACCCGUACAGAAAACUGGUUUAAACGUAUUGAAUAAUUGAAUGGAAAAAAACCUCUCUCUUCAUCUCUGAAAUGAGGCACUUCUGUACUAUAAUUAUUCACAGAAUUCAGGAAAAUAAGAACCUUAAUACCGAACCAUUCAUUCAAGGGCAUUGUCGUUCAUAUUAUAAUCUGCCACAAAAACUUGAAUAGAAUAGAGGUCAAGGCAAAGCAAAGACCUUUGGAAUGCAAAAUUCUGCAGCGAUCUGAUUAUGAUUUUUGACUAGGGCCUUGAAGGGCUCCUUAUCUGGUAGCACCCCAUUUCUUAGUAGGAAUGAAAUUAAGAGGUAUCUUUUAUGGUAGAAUCUUCAAAAAGCAUCAGGGCAUUAAAUGUGUCAAACAACUGAGUGUAUUUAUGAACUUCACCAGAAUAAUGAACUUUUUAUUACUUAUUCGUUAAUUCAAUUUUUCCUGUACAAUGAAAUAUUAUUUAUGUAUUUUUGUUGUUUCAGUGUGUAUUUAAUUAUUUAUUCUAUUCUUUUAUUGAUAUGAAUUGCCUAUUUUUGUAUCGUAAUAGUAAAGAAUGAAAUAUUUCACGUAUGUCAUAUAUAUGUAUAUAAAGUGAGUAAAAAUUAUUUAAAGGUAAA